Molecule: messenger RNA, 1882 nt
Organism: Cyclopterus lumpus (lumpfish)
Lineage: Eukaryota; Metazoa; Chordata; Actinopteri; Perciformes; Cyclopteridae
Product: medium-chain specific acyl-CoA dehydrogenase, mitochondrial-like
Exons: 12
Coding region: 72-1376 (434 amino acids)
Biological process (GO): medium-chain fatty acid catabolic process; fatty acid beta-oxidation
Cellular component (GO): mitochondrion
Molecular function (GO): medium-chain fatty acyl-CoA dehydrogenase activity; flavin adenine dinucleotide binding
Source: RefSeq, a predicted model, not a curated record
AUCCCGCUGCAGUGAUUGGCUGAGAGGCGCUGACUCUAUAUGUAGGACAAAGGUUUCAGUGCAGUCUGUGUAUGCGGCUCGUGCAGUAUCGACACUUCACGAUGCUCUUCAAUAAGGUUUUCCAAGCCAGUGUGCGAUCUGGGAUCUGGGUGCAGAGAUGCAGUUCUGCUGCAGCCCACGUUGAAGCAUCUCACGCAGGCCAACCAGCAAACCUCGGCUUCUCUUUUGAGCUGACCGAUGAGCAAAAGGAGUUCCAACAGCUAGCGAGGAAGUUUGCACGUGAAGAGAUCGUCCCUGCUGCGGCUGCUUAUGACAGGAGUGGUGAAUAUCCUAUGCCCAUCAUCAAAAAAGCAUGGGAGCUUGGUCUGAUGAACGGUCACAUUCCACAGGAAUAUGGUGGAAUGGGCUUGUCAAUCUUUAAUAACUGCCUUGUCACAGAAGAGUUGGCUUAUGGCUGCACCGGAGUCCAGACUGCUAUUGAGGCGAACUCUCUGGGACAAAUGCCUGUUAUUCUAGCUGGCAGUGACGCACAGAAGACUAAAUACCUGGGAAGGAUGACCGAGGAGCCUCUGAUGUGUGCGUACUGUGUGACGGAGCCUGGAGCGGGCUCUGAUGUAGCCGGCAUCAAGACCCGAGCUGUGAAGAUGGGCGACGAAUAUGUUGUUAACGGGCAGAAGAUGUGGAUCACCAAUGGAGGGAAAGCCAACUGGUACUUCCUCCUGGCCCGCACUAACCCAGAUCCUAAAUGUUCAGCCGGCAAGGCUUUCACUGGCUUCAUUGUGGAUGCCGACACUCCAGGAGUUCAAAUAGGAAGGAAGGAGAUGAACAUGGGUCAGAGGUGCUCUGAUACCCGAGGCAUCACCUUUGAGGAUGUGAGGAUACCGAAGGAAAACGUCCUGAUUGCAGAGGGAUCUGGCUUCAAGAUUGCCAUGGGUGCUUUUGACAACACCAGGCCACCAGUGGCAGCAGGAGCAACCGGCCUGGCACAGAGGGCCCUUGAAGAAGCUACCAUGUAUGCACUAGAGAGGAAGACCUUUGGCAAAGCUAUUGCUGAGCACCAGGCCGUGUCCUUCCUCCUGGCUGAGAUGGCGAUGAAGGUGGAGCUGGCCAGGAUGGCGUACCAGCGCUCUGCCUGGGAAGUGGACCAGGGCCGCAAAAACACCUACUAUGCCUCCAUCGCCAAAGCAUUCGCUGGAGACAUCGCCAAUCAGGUGGCUUCUGAUGCCGUUCAGAUAUUCGGAGGCAACGGCUUCAACAGCGAAUACCCGGUGGAGAAGCUGAUGAGAGACGCCAAGAUCUACCAGAUCUACGAGGGCACAGCUCAAAUCCAAAGACUAAUUAUUGCCCGAGAACACCUGGGAAGAUACAAGAAGUGAACUCUGCACACCUGACAUGUCCUCAUUCAAAUGUAAUGUUUUCACAUAUUACAUGUGUUCCUGGAAAUAGAUCUGCCUACAUAGUUGGAAAAUAUUGUUUGGUUAGAAAUAGUAAAGAAUAUUCUAUUUCUAUGAUUGUUUGCCUUAACAGCAUUCAGAUUUUCGAUCUGAUGCAGACCCUGAAUUGGUCGACUGCUUUCAAAUCAGAGAACAUCAAUGAGACCUAUCCCAUUUUAAAAGUGUGUUCCAAAUGCAGCUCAGCUCAGAACGGUGGCCUUAUUUUAUGACUUGUGUUGAGGAACACCACAUUCAGACAAAAGAUGACAUGACCGUGUUCUGUCAGGCUACACCAUCUGAAGGUUGUAAAUAAAUGCUGCCAGGCACAAAACACUGCUGCUUUUGAUAGCAGUCUGGACAUAAAUCUGUUAAUUUGGUGAUAUGACUGUUUUUUUUGUCUGUUUGAGGGAAACCAAUUAAAUCUAUCUGUACAAAACUGUAAAAAUGCA